Molecule: messenger RNA, 1374 nt
Organism: Cyclocybe aegerita
Lineage: Eukaryota; Fungi; Basidiomycota; Agaricomycetes; Agaricales; Hemipholiotaceae
Source: the annotation of a GenBank genome assembly
AUGUAUGCCACGACUUCCACUCAAUCCCCUCAUUUCCCUCAAGAAAUCCUAGAAAAAAUCCUCGACGGGUUAUAUGAUUCAGAACAUGUCGCAGGUGGUCCGAAGGCACUGGCAGCAAGCUCACAAACAUGCCUUAUGUUCAGAGACAGCACUCCAAAAGACAAGAAAAGGGUGGAAGAAUUGGCAAAUCUUCUAGCCAAGAACCCAGACAUCGCUCUCUACUUCUAUGAAUUGAGGUUGGAUUUAGAUCCCUGGGGAAGGCCGUGGUUCAUUGCGAACCAAAGGUUCUUCUCCAUCAUGUGCUCAGUUCAUGAUUCCAACUGGAGUUUCAAACACCUUGUCAUUUCAACAUCCGGUGCGGUGCAACUCACCCUGCAAGAUGUGCCCGAGAUGGAAGAGAUGUUCUGGAAGCCGUUCAUUGCACCAGACAUCUCCUCGCUCUCCUUGUCCCUCAUUUCACAUUUUCCUGUACGACUGCUGGCGUGUUGUAUCAACUUAACCGAAUUGGAUAUUCGGGAAGCUUCGAUCGCCCCCCUCGAACCGAAUGACCUUCCCCUUCACGAUUCCGGCCGAUACCCCAGCAUUCAAUCCCUGCGAUGCGGCUUCCCUGCCCAGGGUAUCCGGAGAUUAGUGGACACACCCUCGCCCAAAUCUGUUCCCUAUGUCGAUUUCACCACCCUACGUAUUCUGAAUACACUGGUGGGCACAUCUGGUAUGAUGGCGGAUGCACAGGCAAUCAUCGAGGUCGCGUCUCAUAACCUCGAAGAACUUUACCUUAGUAGCGACUUAUCAGAACCGAUAUAUUACUGCGUCAAGAAUAUGCUCGAUCUUAAAAACCUUCAUUUCUUACGGGUGCUCGCAGUGGACGUCAUAUGCCCUCACCCUUCAAGGAAAGGAGAUGCCGUUUCGGAUCUUGCUGAAAUUCUGGGAACGCUCCCGAAGCAAAACAGGUUGGAAAUUCUGAAUAUUACAUGUCGCUUCGGGGAGGAGGACUACCCUGAUGCGCCGGAGAACUACCUGAUGUGGCUUGGAGCAGGCUCAAUAACACAAUCACACAAGUUGUUGCGGACCAACCAUUACAGCGAGGGAGGUAUAAGCAGUGACGAGGAGGGAGAAGAUGAAGGUUCAAUACCUACAAACUUGGCAGUUAAUACGGAUGAAAGCAAUGAACAAACCAGCGAUGAAUUCCACAAAUCAGAGACAGGGCAGGCCGUCGAAAACCACGCUCUCGCUAAACGAGAGGCUAUCAAGUGUUGCGAACCUAUUUUCGAGAGGGUGAGGGAAAAGCUCGCCAUGACGGAGAACCAUCCCCUUAUCACCUUUACAUUUUAUCACGAGGUAGUUUUUUGGUACGGGGUCGACAACUGGGAGUAA